Purpureocillium takamizusanense is the source of this 3397-nucleotide messenger RNA. RefSeq lists its product as uncharacterized. Gene Ontology annotation, molecular function: ATP hydrolysis activity; ATP binding. The record is from RefSeq and is a predicted model, not a curated record. The coding region runs from base 641 to 3136 and encodes 831 amino acids. NCBI's taxonomy places the organism in Eukaryota, Fungi, Ascomycota, Sordariomycetes, Hypocreales, Ophiocordycipitaceae. The transcript is spliced from 3 exons.
CGGGGGUGGUACUUUAGUACGAAGUACGAACAGAAGUGGGCUUUGAGGUGUCGUGGAUGGUGCUUCCAGCGCCCAGAGGCCGCAACACAGGUCCAGCCCGGCGGCACUUUGCCCGCUGAGGUGCCACUGCUGACAGGUCGUGUGGCGCAGACUGACAGGGCAUCUAGUGGAGAGGCGGGGCGGGCAGCCAGCCCAGCCCAGCCCAGCCCAGCCAGCACCAGCGCGGGGGGGAAGUGGACUACUACGAAGAUACCUCGCAUCGCCUAGUAUGAGUAUGAGAGCCUCUGACGAGGGCGGGAGAGCAGGGCUUCCAGGUACGUUCAUGGUGACCACUGACCGCUGGCCACGGACAGCCACCACCACCAUCACCGCCGCCCCCUCUUGCUGCCGCGACAUGUCAAGUUCCUUCUCCAGGCAUCAGCCCGCCUCGGACCGCAGCAUGGCAGCCGGCUGCAUUGUGGCUGACUGCCUGGCCGUGAAUAUAUAUUCACGGCCAUGACCCCAACGCCUGGUCCGGCACAAGGCCCAGCAUUCUCGCGCUCCAUCACUUACACAAGGGAACGAUCAUAUCGCCCUGGCCCCUGAGCAGCGACGAAGCCCAAGUCUUACAACCGCCUCUACCGUCCCCUACGCCGACAUUAUGCGCUCGUAUGACAAAGUCGACGACGACAAUGGUGUCGUAACGGUCGAUGAGAGUUCCGACGCGUAUUCCGAUAGCAGCGUUCGCUCUCGAGACCGUCGCCGCAAAGCCAACACCGAUCCCGCGCGGUCCCCCUUUGCCUGUCAAGAUGGCAACGUCCCCGACGUCGUCUACUCCUUGAAGAGGUUCGGCAAGUUCGACCGCCUCAUUGACCGUCGCGUGAGUGACAAGCCGUACGACAAGGACGACAUGUCGGAAGACGUCGAUGUCGCGUACGAUGGCGAAAAGCCCGUCAUAGAGAUCCUCACAAAGACGUACUCGCGUCGACGAGAAGGACGCCCGGGCGUGACGACUCAUCCUUCUCGUUAUGUUCCCCGACGACGCUCUCGCUCCAGGUCCGGUUCCGUUGACUCUGUGGAGAGUGGGUACGACUCUGGCCAGACUGCUGCCGUCCAAGUCCGCAGCCCUACCAUGAUCAUACACUCGGAGCACCUCGCAAACGCCCUCCGAGCCGUUGUGGCCUACUACCCCAACGUUGACUUAUCCGGCAGCCCGCCCGCUUUCAAGGCUCCUUAUCGGCCCCUCUACCACCACCGCCGCGAGCUGGCAGAGUAUCGCAACAACCAGCCGUCCUGUCAUGAUGCCGACUACGCCGAGACGACGACUCGGCACAUCGAUGUGCUCCUACGCUUCCUCGCCGACAAUCUCGGGGACGCCAUCCGCCUUGAGGAGGAACGCCACGCUCUUGAGACGCCGCUGGCGACGCACCAGUACUUCUGGCUGCUCCUGAAGCCGGGAAUCGUCUUCUAUACCAAGAAGCACCACAUAUGGACCGCGUACGUUCUCAGCAGCUUCUCGUCCCCGCGGGGUAGCGAUGGCGCCUACCGCGUCACCGGCUGGCUCCUCGAGUCCGAUGGCCACCGCCUGGAGCGCAAUCUCGAGGAAUUCACCGUGUCACGCUGGCAGGGAGAGCAGCCCAUCGCCAGCCUAUCCCUUGUGCCCGAGUCGUUCUGGGGCGAUGAUCUCGCGGCCCAGGGCGGUCUCACCAUGCGCGAAAAGCAAAUCAAAGAGGGCAAGCUGUGCUGGGAGCUGCUCAAGCGUCCCACGUACAUGCAGUACGACGGUGAGCUGAUCGGCUCCUGGCCCGGCGAGGAUGAGCAGCGGGCCGACCAGACGGGCUUCAUGAGGGGCCGCGUCAUCUGCGACGACGCCGGCUUCAGUAGGUUCUGGGGCUUUGCCACAGAACACUCCGGCCGCUCCCGGAGUCCUUCGUAUGGUCGGAGCAAAUACCUGCCACGGCCCGUCGAUGCUCCCGCGCGCGACCAUUUGCCCACCGCCCUGCCGCGCUGCGGCUGCCGAGUCUGCUCAGGAGACAGGCCGAACAAUCGCACCGACAGCAGCCCCUAUCGUGGUCUCGAGGGUCUUUGCCCCAGCAAGGAUACUCCCCCAGACAACAGCGACCUGUUUUACCUUGUGCUUAGCAAAGCUAUCCCAGGCUUCGUGCUCGGCACCCGUCGCUGGGGCAAUCUCUAUGUCGGUAACCUCAAGCCCGUGGAGACGGACAAGGAUGCCUUCAAGUACCUCGUCGUCGACGACGACAUCAAGCGCACCGUCCAGGCGCUCGUCGGACAGUUCGCGUCGAAUUCGACGGGCGACAAUCUCUCGCCGUGGGGCAACGAUUUCGUGCGCAACAAGGGCGAGGGUCGCAUCUUCCUGCUCCACGGGCAGCCAGGUGUCGGCAAGACUUGCACGGCCGAGUGCAUCGCCGAGCAGUCCGGCCGGCCACUCAUCGCGCUCACGGGCGGCGACCUGGGCAGCGCGCUGUCGCACUCGCAGAUUGAGCGGCGCCUCAACUACUUCCUCGAGCUGGGCCAGCGCUACGGCGCCCUCGUCCUCGUCGACGAGGCCGACGUCUACCUGGAGCGCCGCCGCGCCAGCGACCUGUCGCGCAACGGGCUCGUCUCCGUCUUCCUGCGCGCCCUCGAGUACUACCGCGGCGUCCUCGUCCUCACCACCAACCGCGUGCGCGCCUUCGACACCGCCUUCCUCAGCCGCAUCCACGUCGCCCUGCACUACAAGAACCUGACCGACGAGCACCGCGAGCGCAUCUGGACGCACAACUUUGACCGCCUCGCCCGCGACUCGGCCGGCCGCGUCCGCGUCAGCGAGGCCGCCAGGGCCUACGUCUGCAGCGACCGCGACGUCCGCCGCAUCGCCUGCAACGGGCGCGAGAUCCGCAACGCCAUGCAGACGGCCCUCGCCCUGGCCGAGAGCGACGCCAAGGACGACGGCGUCCCCGACGGCGUCGUGACCCUCUGCGAGAAGCACCUCCGCGCCGUGCUGGACAUGACGAGGAGCUUCAAGGACUACGCCGCCCAGUGCGUGAGCAACGUCUUGCCGCACGGCGAGCAGGCCGAGUAUGAGGGGUCCGAGCACGGGCUCCCGGUCGACCAGAUACCCGAGGUGUACUACAACUCGUCUGAUGACGACCUCUGAGCAGGUUGCGCGUGCGCAACGUGGUAAGAGAAAGAAUGGAAGAGCCCAGUAGUGUUGGUACGCAUGGGGGCAUGCAGAUUGUAGGCAAGGCGCCCCCUUCUGAGUCACAGACUCGCAACGUUUUCACGGCCUCGUUAUGAGCCCUCUUCGACACGCAUCAUGUGCGGUUGUCGCGACACGUUUAAUUAUGUUCUUUUGUCACACAAGUGUGUUCGUUCUAUAGCAAAGUGACGGCUUCCAAUAAAAUUUCCCAAUUCCAGC